Molecule: messenger RNA, 912 nt
Organism: Salvelinus sp. IW2-2015
Lineage: Eukaryota; Metazoa; Chordata; Actinopteri; Salmoniformes; Salmonidae
Product: vacuolar protein sorting-associated protein 28 homolog
Biological process (GO): protein transport to vacuole involved in ubiquitin-dependent protein catabolic process via the multivesicular body sorting pathway
Cellular component (GO): ESCRT I complex
Molecular function (GO): protein-containing complex binding
Source: RefSeq, a predicted model, not a curated record
UUUGCAAUGUCUGUGGGUCCUUUGGUUCCGCGAGGGGUGUGUUUACACUGACGUCACUUCAGUUUACCAAGGGAUAAAGUUGUGAAACGGCAGCAGUCACCAUGUUUCACGGAAUACCUGUCGCAGGAGGUAUGGGAGGAGCUCCUGUCAAUAAACCUGAAUUGUAUGAGGAAGUAAAAUUGUACAAGAAUGCCAGAGAGAGAGAGAAGUUUGACAACAUGGCAGAGCUGUUUGCUGUGGUGAAGACCCUUCAGGCCCUGGAGAAAGCUUACAUCAAAGACUGUGUGACUCCUAAUGAGUACACGGCUGCUUGCUCCAGGCUACUGGUGCAGUACAAGGCUGCUUUCAAACAGGUCCAGGGAUCUGACGUGGGUUCUAUCGACGACUUCUGCAGGAAGUACAGACUUGACUGCCCGCUAGCUAUGGAGAGAAUCAAGGAGGAUCGACCAAUCACCAUCAAGGAUGACAAGGGCAACCUGAAUCGCUGCAUUGCUGAUAUCGUAUCGCUCUUUAUCACGGUGAUGGACAAGCUACGUCUGGAAAUCCGGGCGAUGGAUGAGAUCCAACCAGACCUGAGAGAGCUGAUGGAGACCAUGAACAGAAUGAGCAACAUGCCCCCAGACAAUGAGGCCAAGGACAAAGUCACCCUCUGGUUGACCACUCUCAGCAGCAUGUCAGCCUCUGAUGAGCUGGAUGACUCCCAGGUUCGCCAGAUGCUGUUUGACCUGGAGUCAGCCUACAAYGCCUUCAACCGCUUCUUACACUCCUCCUAAUCUACCCAUCAUCAGGACUGUUCUCACCUUUCUUAUAUCAUUGUACUAUCCCUUCCUCUCCUCUCUCGCUACGUGUCUAAGGUCAUCUCCUCUGUUUGUGGGCUGUACUAUUCAAAGGAAUAAUAUCUUUCUUCCUCCA